Molecule: messenger RNA, 1003 nt
Organism: Xyrichtys novacula (pearly razorfish)
Lineage: Eukaryota; Metazoa; Chordata; Actinopteri; Labriformes; Labridae
Source: the annotation of a GenBank genome assembly
AUGGAUAUAAAUACAGAGGGGACCUUCUGUUCGGCCUCAAACCAACCAGCUCUCUCUUCAUCAGAGUCACCUCCUCCUCUUCCUCCUUCAUCUCCUGCAACUGUCCAGGUGAGUUUUAUCCGUCCAUUACCUCUACCUUCCUUCAACAAUUACCUUUAAAUCUAUAAAUGACUUAUCCUUUGGUUUUGUACUUUUUCUGCCCAUCUUCACCUGUUUUAACCUUUUAACUCUUUCGAUUAUUUCCCCCUAAAACACUCGUAGAUGUGAUCUGUACUUUAUUUUGUUUCAUCAUACUGUGUGGAGCACCACAGGGCUCUAUGCUAGGUCCUCUUUGAAUUCUUAUAUGAUGAAACAAAUAGAAUCUGCAAAGUUUUUAAGUGUAAUUAUUGAUAACAAGCUCAGCUGGAAAAGCACAUCAUAUAUGUCCGCUAUAUAUAUUUGAAUUAAAAGACGCUGUUCUGUUCAAAGUUUUAACGUCUGACUUUUUUGCGUUCAGGUCUCCUCCAUCAUGGCAGCUCUGUGGCUCCAGUCUGUGUCUCUGCUGGUUUUACUGGUUGUGUCAUGGCCAAGCACUGAGGCUGCCGCCCCCCCUCAACACCUGUGUGGCUCCCACCUGGUGGAUGCCCUUUACCUGGUAUGCGGGGACCGAGGCUUCUUCUACAACCCCAAGAGAGACGUGGAUUCCCUGAUGGGUGAGACAGUGAACUAAAAACCUCCAGUGUAAAAUCGUUCAAUACGGGUUACCUGUGUCGUCUCCUGUGAUUAUUCCUCAGCCUUUUGUGGCGUGAGAUAAACAAGAUAACAACCUCUCACUUUGUGUCUGUUCGCCCUGUUAGGUUUCCUCCCCCCUAAGGCAGGCAGUGCGACCACAGCAGGCGGCGAGAACGAGGUGGCGGAGUUCGCAUUCAAGGACCAGAUGGAGAUGAUGGUCAAGCGCGGCAUCGUGGAGCAGUGCUGCCACAGAGCCUGCAACCUGUUCGACCUGCAGGGCUACUGCAACUAA